Molecule: messenger RNA, 836 nt
Organism: Haemorhous mexicanus (house finch)
Lineage: Eukaryota; Metazoa; Chordata; Aves; Passeriformes; Fringillidae
Gene: MESD
Product: mesoderm development LRP chaperone
Exons: 3
Coding region: 6-698 (230 amino acids)
Biological process (GO): protein folding
Molecular function (GO): low-density lipoprotein particle receptor binding
Source: RefSeq, a predicted model, not a curated record
GGCCCAUGAGGGAGCCGGGGCCGCCUUCCCGGGAGCGGCAGAAGAUGGCGGCGGCCGCGGGCUGGGCGCUUCUGGCCCUGGCGCUGUGUCUGAGCGCGGCGGCCGCGACCGGCGGCUCCGAGGGGAAGCGGCCGCCCAAGAAAAAGGACAUUCGGGACUACAACGACGCGGACAUGGCCCGGCUGCUGGAGCAGUGGGAGAAAGAUGAUGACAUUGAAGAGGGAGAUCUCCCUGAACACAAGAGGCCUCCAGCACCAAUAGAUUUCUCAAAAAUAGAUCCAGGCAAGCCUGAAAGCAUCCUGAAGCUGACAAAGAAGGGGAAGACUUUGAUGAUGUUUGUCACAGUGUCGGGAAAUCCAACAGAAAAGGAGACUGAAGAAAUCACCAGCUUGUGGCAGGGCAGCCUCUUCAACGCAAACUAUGACGUGCAAAGGUUUAUUGUUGGCUCCAAUCGGGCCAUCUUCAUGCUGCGGGAUGGUGGCUAUGCCUGGGAGAUCAAAGACUUCCUGAUCAAUCAGGAAAGGUGUGCAGAUGUUACUCUGGAAGGUCAGGUUUAUCCUGGCAAGGGAGCAGACGGAAGUGAGAAAGUGAAAAACAAAACAAAACCUGAAAAAGCAAAGAAGAAAAAAGACACAGAGAAGAAAUCCAACGGCGUCAAAGAGGACAACCGAGCAACCAACCAGAGAGAGGAGCUAUGACAGCCACGGUACCCAGACUGAAUCCUGCUCUGCUGCUCCUUGAAGGGAAUCUGCUGAUGAGUCCUGGGUUUUGGGGAGGAAGGAAGCAGAGACUACUGAAGUUUAAACUUAUGUUGAAAUUCACAAGUUUACUCAUUG